UUAUCGGUGCGAUUCUUCCCGACAAGAAUUCUCCUGAUUUUUAUGUCAAGUUGCAGACCGACGACGACGGUACGGCAACAAUAGCACAAAUUAAUGAAACCCUCAAGCGAUUUGGUGAGAGCAAAGGAGUUCAAUUUAAUGAGGACGUGAUGUUGGCCAUCCGUGCUCUCUGUCACUUGGGUCUCAGUUUAGAACAUCCGAGCAGGAAGGAUAAAAACGGCGAUCUUCUUUACAUUUUUCCUUGUCAUAUUAAGAAGAGCAUGCCAGCGAGCGCCUGGCAGCAAGAUGGCGCUAAGCCAGUGCACGUUGGCCGUCGCGUUCAAUGCAAGUACUCGCACCAUCUCAUCACUCCGGGCUCUUAUCCUGUCAUUCAAUGCGAAUCCUCGAAGAGCGAAUAUAUGAGUGUAAUAGAUCUGUGGGAUGGAGGCAUGAAAGUGCAACAGAGGCUUCAGGAUCUGAUGCCGCGCCAUUUACCGGCAGAAGCGCUGGUACAAAUUACCAAUAAGAAGAGAGCCAUUCAGAGUAUGGACGUGAUCGCUCGAGGUCCUCUCUACAGUGAAGGAGAUUGCAUAAUGUUAGUUGAAUCCGUUCUUGAUCUCAUGAUGAAAGUGUUUGACAAGAAAAGUCCAGGAACAGUUUUAGAGACACGAUAUUUGAGUCAUGCUUCCAUCAGUCAAUAUAGGGAAGCAAUCGUUUCUUACACUGAAGACGCAGUCAAAACCGCCAAGCAAGACAAGGAAACGGUCGUCACUCACGAAAAAGGAGAAGAUCGCCUGAUCGAUCUUGUUGCUGUUGAUUCUAAUCACAUUAUUCGAAUGAAGCGAAAGACUCGUUAUCAAUUGUGCAAUGUUUUGGAUUUGCCAAAGGAAGAAGAGAAACAGCCAAGCUGGACACAAGUGGGUAAAGCGUUAGGUAUGCCAUUAUUGUGUGGCAUGAAAUCAGCCAGUGACAUGUUGGAAACUUGGAGUCAAGACUUGAACGCUACCGAAGAUCAUCUAGUGGAAGUUUUGAAGAGGCCAGACAUUAACGGUACACAUGCAUUGAGGGUUCUUGGACAUCAGCGUCACAUUACUGCCGAAAACAGCUUCAACUCACCUCCAGCAAAGCGAAGAAAAGAAGACGCAACUUCACGAGAUGGUCUUUCUGUUCAUGACAAGGCAACUGCCAAGGAAUUGAAAGACCUUGCCAAAUCUCUGGGAACCCAUUGGGUUUCUUUUGCAUCAGAAUUGAACCCGACACUCUUCUCAGUUCAGAAGAUCAAGUGCAUACGAAUUGAGCACAAUGAUGUCUUGCUUCAAGCUCGAGCCAUGCUAGAAGAUUGGAGUAACAGUCUGGCCGACAAAGCUACCCGUAAGUUGCUUAUCGAGGCACUUGUUAAAGAAGAACUUCGACUCAAAGCUAAUGAAGUCUUCAGCGAAAAUCUUGUGAAUCAAGUGUGUCCAUAAGUGUAAAAUUUUGUGUCAAGAGAUGUGACAGCCCGAUUAUUUGUACACUGUGUUGUAGAUUGAAUUUCAAUACAAUAGACAAAACAUGUAGAUGUAAGUAAUUUUUAUAACGUAGUUAUACAUUUGUGACUGAGAUUUGUUUGUGCAAGUCUUGCUUAAGUUAAUCGCCUCUGUAUGUUCAAUUGCAACAACUAAAUGUACGAGAUGUGAUUUUCUGUUAUU
Corticium candelabrum is the source of this 1667-nucleotide messenger RNA. RefSeq lists its product as uncharacterized. The coding region runs from base 150 to 1445 and encodes 431 amino acids. Gene Ontology annotation, biological process: signal transduction. The transcript has 3 exons. Gene Ontology annotation, molecular function: protein binding. NCBI's taxonomy places the organism in Eukaryota, Metazoa, Porifera, Homoscleromorpha, Homosclerophorida, Plakinidae. The record is from RefSeq and is a predicted model, not a curated record.